AUGACCAUGUUGAGCAUGAAAGCGCAGGUGGAUGUGGUCUGCUGUAAAUCAGUAGGAACUGAUCUGUCCAUGCUGGAUAUUGAGGAUUUCAUCACAGAAAUCUGUCAGCUGAAGAAAGAGGUGGCUUCACUGGAGGCAAAGCUGAGAGAAAGAGGAGACAAACUGAACAGAGAGGAUGUGGAGCAGGUUUGGGUGCGUGAGACUGAUGGGACAGAAGCUCAGGAUUCAGUCUGGAGCGUCAGAGAUCAGAGAUCCAGAGACACACAGGACUCAGAGCUCAGCCUCACUUUACUCUGUUAUACUGACGCUCAGGAUCAUGAAUCCACUGAUCAAACCUCUGACUGUAACGCUGGAGAACAGCAGAUGCUGCAGACGCCGCUGAAGAUGUGCUCCGUCAAACUGGUGGACUGCAGGAACCUGAUCGAGAGCAGAGGAGAAGAAACCACCGCAGAGAAACAACAACAACACACUGAUGAGGAAGAGGAGGAGGAGGAGAAUAAUGGGGAGGAUGAUGAAGAUGGUGAUGAUUGUGCUGAGAAUAAUGGGGAUGUUGACGAUGGUGACUUUGUUCCUUCAGAUAACAAUACUGGUUCAUCUUCUGAUGGAGAAACUGCAUCUACAUCCAAAGACCAAAAGACAAAGAAGAGUUGUGCAAAAACAUUCAGCAAACAGUGUAAUUUAACAAGACAUGCCAGAAAGAAAAAACACACCGAACAGAAUGACUUCAGCUGCAAGAUCUGUAACAUCAGUUUUCCGACCUUCAAAGAGAGAACCGUUCAUUCAAAAGAGCACAGCGUGAAGAAGGAGUUUCACUGUGAACAGUGCGGGAAGGAUUUCUUCACCACUCCUCAUAAUAUGAAAGCUCAUAUAAAGACACACGAAGAAAAGACUCUUCAGUGCAACGAAUGCAACAAGUAUUUCCGGAACAAACGAGAUCUUUCUGUUCAUAUGAGAAUUCACACGGGUGAGAAACCGUAUCAGUGCCCUAAAUGCGAGAAAAGUUUUAACCAGGGUACGCAUCUGAAGAACCAUUUACUCUUGCACACCAACGAGAGACCGCAUCAGUGCCCUCAAUGUGAGAAGAGCUUCACCCAGGGAUCUAGUCUGAAGACACAUCUACUCACACACAGCAAUGAGAGACCGUAUCAGUGCAGUGAAUGUGGGAAACCUUUUAUGAGCACAGCUUCUCUAAAGUUACACCAUAAAAUACACUCUGAAGACAAACCGUAUCAGUGUUCACACUGUGAGAAACGUUUCCGUCUUUCGAGUCUCAUGAAAACCCAUGAGAGGAUUCACACCGGAGAGAAACCGUACCUGUGCUCCGACUGCGGGAAGAGCUUCGCGAGAUCAUUUGCUCUCAAAAUUCAUCAGAGAAGUCACACAGGAGAAAGACCGUAUCCCUGUAGUGAUUGUGGGAAGGGUUUUAUUAACGCAAAUGACUUAAAAGUGCACCGGAGGACUCAUACGGGAGAAAAACCUUUUAAAUGCUCAUAUUGUGACAAGACUUUCAUCCGAGGAUGUGUCAAAAAUGUCCAUGAACGAAUACAUACAGGAGAGAAACCUUACUGCUGCUCCAUCUGCGGAGAGAGAUUUGCUUUUAAAUGGGUUUUUCAGACCCACAAGAAGAAACACGCUGCUCCAGAAUCAUCAUAUUCAGCGGGAAAACCAGUGAAGAAAGAAACGAGACUAGCCCGGAGCUCUCGGAGGAUGUUGAGCAUGAAAGCGCAGGUGGAUGUGGUCUGCUGUAAAUCAGUAGGAACUGAUCUGUCCAUGCUGGAUAUUGAGGAUUUCAUCACAGAAAUCUGUCACCUGAAGAAAGAGGUGGCUUCACUGGAGGCAAAGCUGAGAGAAAGAGGAGACAAACUGAACAGAGAGAUGUUGAGCAUGAAAGCGCAGGUGGAUGUGGUCUGCUGUAAAUCAGUAGGAACUGAUCUGUCCAUGCUGGAUAUUGAGGAUUUCAUCACAGAAAUCUGUCAGCUGAAGAAAGAGGUGGCUUCACUGGAGGCAAAGCUGAGAGAAAGAGGAGACAAACUGAACAGAGAGGAUGUGGAGCAGGUUUGGGUGCGUGAGACUGAUGGGACAGAAGCUCAGGAUUCAGUCUGGAGCGUCAGAGAUCAGAGAUCCAGAGACACACAGGACUCAGAGCUCAGCCUCACUUUACUCUGUUAUACUGACGCUCAGGAUCAUGAAUCCACUGAUCAAACCUCUGACUGUAACGCUGGAGAACAGCAGAUGCUGCAGACGCCGCUGAAGAUGUGCUCCGUCAAACUGGUGGACUGCAGGAACCUGAUCGAGAUUUUGUUCCUUUCAGAUGUCAAUGGUGGCUCAUCUUCUGAUGAAGAUGAAGAAACCGUCUCAACUUCAAAAGAGCAGCUGACGGCCAACAGUUUCUCCUGCAGCACCUGUGGAAAAACACUGAGUUCAGAGGGUCAUUUAAAGAGACACGAGAGAACACACACAGAACAGAAAGACUACAGCUGUAAGAUAUGUAACAUCAGCUUUCCUACCGCAGAAGAGAGGAGACUUCAUUCAAAAGAGCACAGCGGGAAGGAGGAGUAUCACUGUGAACAGUGCGGGAAGGUUUUUUUCAAUCAUUCUAGACUAAAACUUCACUUGAAGACUCACGGUGAAAAGUCUUUCCACUGCAGUGAAUGUGACAAGUAUUUCAGCACCAAAGGAAAUCUUGAUGUUCAUAAGCGAAUCCACACGGGAGAAAGACCAUACAAGUGUCCUCACUGCGAGAAGAGCUUCAGUCAUGGAUCUCAUCUGAAGAGACAUGUGCGUGUUCACACCAAUGAGAGACCGUAUCAGUGCAGUGAAUGUGGGAAAACAUUUAGGCAGUUAUUUACUCUAAAUUCACACCAGAAAAUCCAUUCAGAUGAAAAACCGUUUCAGUGCAAACACUGCGACAAAGGAUUCCGUCAAAGAACACAUCUGAAUUGUCACGAGAGGACACACACCGGAGAGAAACCGUAUCUGUGCGCCCACUGCGGGAAGAGCUUUUCUGAUCCAACUCAUUUCAGGGAACAUAAGCGAGUCCACACUGGGGAAAAACCAUAUCACUGCAGCAUCUGUGGGAAGAGUUUCAAACAAAACACUAAUUUAAUAAUGCAUCAGAGGAUUCAUAGUGGAGAAAGACCGUUUAAAUGCUCACAGUGUGACAAGACGUUUGCUCGAUCAGACGUCCUUAAGGUCCAUCAGCGAGUUCAUACAAGAGAGAAACCUUACUCCUGCCCCAUCUGCGGCGAGAGAUUCGCUUAUUUAGGUAGUUUUCAGACCCACCAGAACAAACACGCCAAAGAACAAACUGCUCCAGAAUCAUCAGAGUGACUUUCAUCAGUCAAUCUGGGAAAGAAAAAACA
Messenger RNA from Carassius carassius (crucian carp), 3362 nucleotides. Its product is annotated as zinc finger protein 845-like. Gene Ontology annotation, biological process: regulation of transcription by RNA polymerase II. Lineage: Eukaryota; Metazoa; Chordata; Actinopteri; Cypriniformes; Cyprinidae. The transcript has 9 exons. Gene Ontology annotation, molecular function: DNA-binding transcription factor activity; RNA polymerase II cis-regulatory region sequence-specific DNA binding. The record is from RefSeq and is a predicted model, not a curated record. Bases 1 to 3330 code for a protein of 1109 amino acids.